Messenger RNA from Gracilinanus agilis (Agile Gracile Mouse Opossum), 1813 nucleotides. It is a transcript of the gene TXLNG, whose product is annotated as taxilin gamma. Lineage: Eukaryota; Metazoa; Chordata; Mammalia; Didelphimorphia; Didelphidae. The record is from RefSeq and is a predicted model, not a curated record. Bases 17 to 1609 code for a protein of 530 amino acids. Gene Ontology annotation, biological process: regulation of cell cycle. Gene Ontology annotation, molecular function: syntaxin binding. The transcript has 10 exons.
CUGCUGCCGUCACCUCAUGGCGACGCGAGUAGAAGGGGUAGCGCGGGGAAGAGGCGGCGGCGAAGAGUCUACAGAUCCAGGACGGGGCGGCCGGAGGCGCAGCCCGCGGCAGAAGGUGAGCGCCGAGUUUAUAAUUGGCACAAUGGAAGAAGCUGGAAUUUGUGGCAUAGGUGUAAAAUCUGAUGACAUGUUAAGCAGUGCUCAACGAAAUGAUAUUCUGCAACAUCAAGCAUCUAAUUGCCAUGGUUCAAAUAGCAAAAAAUCAUUGGAGGAGGUUGAAAAGAGUAACUUUUUAACCAAGAAUCGUAAUUUAGUCAGCACAUCAUAUUGCACACGAGAAUCAAGAGAGGAAACACCUGGUCGAGAAGCUCGUACAGAUCCACCGGAUGGUCAGCAAGACAUAGAAAGUGACAAAAACAAAGAAAAAACUUUAGGAAAAGAAGUUUUAUUGUUGAUGCAAGCCUUAAAUACUCUUUCAACUCCAGAAGAAAAAUUGGCAGCCCUUUGUAAGAAAUAUGCUGACCUUCUAGAGGAGAGUAGGAAUGUUCAAAAGCAGAUGAAGAUUCUUCAGAAGAAGCAAGCCCAGAUUGUGAAAGAGAAGGUCCAUCUGCAGAGUGAGCACAGUAAGGCUAUUCUAGCUCGAAGUAAAUUGGAGUCUCUCUGCCGGGAACUUCAGCGCCAUAAUAAGACAUUGAAGGAAGAAAAUAUGCAGCAAGCACGAGAAGAGGAAGAAAGACGCAAAGAAGCAACUGCACAUUUCCAAAUUACUUUAAAUGAAAUUCAAGCUCAGCUGGAACAACAUGAUAUACAUAAUGCUAAAUUACGACAAGAAAACAUUGAACUGGGAGAGAAGUUGAAAAAACUUAUUGAACAGUAUGCAUUACGAGAAGAGCAUAUAGACAAAGUUUUCAAGCAUAAGGAACUACAGCAGCAGCUUGUGGAUGCCAAACUUCAGCAGACAACACAGCUCAUAAAAGAAGCUGAGGAAAAACAUCAAAGAGAAAGAGAGUUUUUGUUAAAGGAAGCAACAGAGUCACGGCACAAAUGUGAACAAAUGAAACAGCAGGAAGCACAACUCAAACAGCAGCUUUCUCUUUAUAUGGAUAAGUUUGAAGAAUUCCAGACUACCAUGGCAAAAAGCAAUGAACUUUUUACAACCUUCAGGCAGGAAAUGGAAAAGAUGACCAAGAAAAUUAAAAAACUGGAAAAAGAAACAAUAGUUUGGCGUACUAAAUGGGAAAACAACAAUAAGGCACUUCUGCAAAUGGCUGAAGAGAAAACUGUUCGAGAUAAAGAAUACAAGGCCUUUCAAAUAAAACUGGAGCGAUUAGAGAAGCUGUGCAGGGCUCUCCAGACAGAAAGAAAUGAGCUCAACGAGAAGGUGGAAGUCCUUAAGGAACAAGUUUCUGUAAAAGAAGCAGAUGUAGAUCAAACAGUGCCUGUGUUACAGCCAUGCACUCUUCUUGAUUCCCACAAAAAGCUGAAAACUCCCUCUAAAAAAGAAAUUGGGAUUUCCGUAGAGGCUGAGCACAAUGCAACAGGUGAAGGCGAUGGUUCUCAAGAGACUGUGUCCAUGAGUUCUGUUCCUGACACUGAUUCAGUUGACUAAAAUGAAGUGUAAACACUGUAUUGAGAGAUAUAUUUUGUGUAUAACUUUCUCUGUUGGUGGUAACUAUUGGCUUUGUGGUGAAAAAUUUCUUACUUUUUCUACCAUAUCUGUAUUUUCUUAGAACUACUGGACUUAUGUGGUACAGGAAGCUGCCUAGCAGCUUUGAAUAGUUUUAAUCUAUAAAUUUUCCACAACUGUGUUGCA